UCUCUCAAGUUUUAGAGCAUGCGAGUGCGAGACAGAAAGAAGUGAAAAAGUAGCAGUAGACGUUUUUCGAUAUUUUACACGACAAUUUUCGACUCGAUGUAUUUUUACUCGAGCAGACUGAUAGAAGGUCAUUUCUGACUGCUCACUGGUAACACAAAUAUUGUCCAAAAAAUCAAACACCAUGACAGAGGAUAUGUUAGGUGCAGAUAUAUGUCGGGUCUGUCGGUCAGAGGGCCUGGCAGAUAGACCACUAUUUCACCCAUGUAUCUGCACAGGCAGCAUAAAAUGGAUACAUCAAGAAUGUUUGGUGCAGUGGAUGAGAUAUUCGCGCAAGGAAUAUUGUGAACUCUGUGGCCAUCGCUUUUCAUUUACACCUAUAUAUAGUCCAGACAUGCCACGUCGUUUGCCACUAAGAGAUGUCAUAGGUGGUUUAUUUUCAAGCAUUCUCACUGCUGUAAAGUACUGGUUACAUUACACAUUAGUGGCAAUCGCUUGGCUAGGAGUUGUCCCUUUGACCGCAUAUCGUACAUAUAGAGCUUUGUUCAGCGGUCCAUUGGAUUUAGUACGGAUAAUGUCGCUGCCAAUGGAUAUGCUUUCUACAGAAAAUAUUUCUUCGGAUGUAUUUCAUGGUUGUUUUGUAGUCACUUGCACCUUAUUUGCAUUUAUUGGUCUGGUAUGGUUGAGAGAACAGAUCCUACAUGCGGGCGGUCCCGAUUGGCUCGAGAGAGACAAUGUGCAGAUACCAUUAGUUGAUAAUCCGCCGCCGGCAAAUGCACAACAGCCGCAGCAAGCUCAAGAAGAGCAACAGGCUAUGCCACAGGAAGUUCAAGACAACAACAACGUCCCACCUUUUGUCGAUCAUCCACCUAUCCCGCAAGAAGGAGAGCCACGUAAUGAAGACCAACACCCUGUGUAUCAAGGAGUAGCGGAUAACGUGAUUGACAAUCCGCGAAUCGGCGAGCCAGAUGAUCUGGCAAGAGACGCGCAGGCACCGGUUCCCGCUCCGCCACCACUUCCAAUCAGGGAGGAACUUGGUGCGGACGAUGCACAAGCGGACGCUGUGGCUGGUGAAGGCUGGAUAAGGGGACAUGUGGUACAAGCGCACGUAGUGGCUCAACCGCAGGGCGAGGCCGAGGAGGCCAAUUGGAAUCCCAUGGAGUGGGAUAGGCCCGCCGAGGAACUAACCUGGGAGCGUCUGUUAGGAUUGGAUGGAUCUCUCGUUUUUCUCGAGCAUGUCUUCUGGGUUGUGUCUCUGAACACUCUGUUUAUUAUGGUAUUCGCCUUUUGCCCCUAUCAUAUCGGUCAUUUCGCGAUAGCGGGAUUAGGAUUGCAAGAGCACGCGGCGGCAUCGCACUUCGAGGGUUUGGUGACUACGUUGUGCGGUUACUGUGUCAUUGGCGUUUGCCUAGUGAUUCUUCAUACUCUCGCCGCACUGCUAGGCUUUCAACGUUCUCAGCGAAUCCUCGGGCUCUGUUAUGUGAUUGUCAAAGUCUCCCUGCUCUCCGUUGUGGAGAUUGGUGUACUUCCAUUAGUUUACGGCUGGUGGCUAGACAUCUGCUCGCUGGCGAUGUUUGACGCCACCCUCAAAGAUAGAGAAUCUUCUUUUAGACUCGCUCCCGGCACGUCCAUGUUCAUUCAUUGGCUGGUAGGGACGAUCUAUAUGUAUUAUUUCGCAGCGUUCAUUCUUCUGUUGCGCGAGGUUCUGCGACCCGGAGUCGUCUGGUUCGUGCGCAACAUAAACGAUCCCGAUUUCUCCCCUAUACAAGAGAUGAUACAUCUUCCCAUAUUGCGGCACGUACGGCGAUUACUCGCGUCCGCAAUCAUAUUUGACACGGUGAUCCUGUUGAUGUUGUGGCUACCUGUGAAGAUUCUCAGAUGGGCCUGGCCGGGAUUUCUACCGUACACUGUGACCGUGCAAAGUGAGGCUCAAGUGGGCGAGCUCUCGUUGGAGCUCCUGCUGUUGCAAGUGAUUCUACCGGCGUUGCUGGAGCAAUCACACACACGCACAUGGCUCAAGGCUCUCGUGAGGGCAUGGUGCCGCGUAGUAGCAUGGAUGUUGGAUCUGCAGUCGUAUCUUCUGCGAGAGCAGACGGACGAUCCGGAACCGGCGGUGAUUGAGGAGCCACAACAUCCCGACUUGGGCGCUGCACAUCAGGCGUUGCUGCAACGAGAGGGACCCACGGGAUUCCAACCGUAUGUUAGACCGCGUUGGUUCCCCGCGCGACUGGUUGGUCUCGUGCUCUGCGUCUGUGUAUCCCUUGUGAUCGCCAGUCUGGUGGCCAUGACGCUACCCGUAUGGCUUGGACGUAGAGUGAUGGCGUUGUGGAUGGUAGGAGCGCCCGCUCCCUCGCCACCUGUAUUACCGCCAACGUCAACCGGAUCCGAUGGCGGCGAAUCUGUGGGGCCUCUCUCCGGAAGGGUGCACGAAGUGUAUACUGUAGCUUGCGGCACAUACGUAUGCUGGGCUGCGGCACGAGGCUUGGUACUGGCAUUCUCCUGGCUGCCUCGUGGUCGUAGGGCGAUUCUAGACCGAGUUAAGCACUGGGCGAUCCUAGGCAUGAAGGCUUCGCUGGCGUUUGUGCUGUUAGUCGGAGUGAUACCGCUCCUAUUCGGUCUUUUACUCGAGUUGGUGGUGGUAGUACCGUUACGCGUCCCGCUCGAGCAAAACCCUAUCUUGUUUAUCUGGCAAGAUUGGGCGUUGGGUGUGCUAUAUACGAAGAUAGCCACCGCUGUGACAAUGAUGGGGCCCGAUUGGCGGAUACGCUUGGCUAUUGAACGCGCGUACAACGACGGUAUCAGGGACAUGGAUCUGAAAUUCGUCGUUACAGAAUUGGCGGCACCGGUCAUAUGUUGCUUCGGUCUCGCCCUCGCGGUUCCUUACGCCGUGGCCUACGGGAUAGUUCCCCUUCUAGUGACCAAUCUACAGACUCAGAUCCUCAUCGCCAGACGCUUGUAUCCUUUCCUUCUUCUAGUGAGCCUGGUCUGCGUGGUGAUCGGCUUUCAGAUACGUCAGUUUAAGAAACUGUAUGAGCACAUUAAAAACGACAAGUACCUUGUGGGGCAAAGACUUGUCAAUUACGAGCAUCGCAAUAAAUCGCAGACGCAGCAACAUCAGUCGCAGAGGUCAAGCUAACGGUGUCAUUAAGCAUAAUAUUUGUUACGGUGGAAGAUGAAUUAGGAUUAGCUUCGUGUACAUUCUUUAACAUCUAUGAUAAAUGAUAAUUUAUAUUUAGUCACGAUUUUAUUUUUAAUAUUAUAAUUUAUCGAUGUAAGAGCGAUACCAAAUAAAAGAAAGAAAGAAAAAAGGACUGUUAUUCAGUGUGUAUUGUUUCUUGCUUAGAUGCUUCACAAUUCAAACAUUGUAUUCCGUUGUGAUCGCGUUAUCUGAGUGAAUUUAAUGAAUUUUUACUCUUUAUUGGCUACUGACGCCUCGAUCUAUCUGCAGCCGAGAGCAAGCAAAAAAACAAGUAUGAUGAAUUCAUCGAAAAACUGUUUCUUCGUUCAUCCGACAGAAUCAUCGAUUCUACGGUAGCCCAGAGUAUAUUUAAUAUAAAUUUUUAAUAACACUGCAAAUGUAAAGGUAUAGAAUAUCGUCUUUCAAUCUCUCGAUUGAGAUUUCUCUUGAUCCUAGAUUGAUAAAGAAACAAAGAUAUAAAAGUAUAUUUGUACCGUUAUCAAAUCAUCUGGGAGCGCAGGAUGUAUAGAAACAAUUCUGAUUCAUUCGUUUGAUAGGUAGAUUUAUAGAAAUUUGUACAUCUGACAGGUAAUCAUUUUGAGCAAAUCAAAUAUUUUGUUACGCAAAUGAUACAGUACAAAUAUGUACGCAAAUGAAAUGAAAUGAAAUCUGAAAGUGUAUAUAUCCGCUCUGACCGUCAAUACAGGUUUAUGUAGUAUUUAUGUGUAAAUCAUAUAAAUAUAUUACAACACACGGUUCGUAUGAUCGGGUGCAUUAAUUUCGCUGAUCCGUUAGCACUUGCAAGAUUUCACUGAUCUUUUUCAUUGUAAUAAAGCUCGCUCAAAAAACACACGAAAACGGAACGGAUGCACCAGAUAACAUUAAUGCAUCCAAUUGUACAUGUAUAUGUCGUAUUUACAAUAAAUUAAUAUUUUAAAACAGCAAUGCUUGUCCUGUAUUGUCUGCAACGCAUCUACAUGUCUUGAUCUUAAUUUGUGAAGUAGUUCAAUGACGAUCAA
Molecule: messenger RNA, 4194 nt
Organism: Harpegnathos saltator (Jerdon's jumping ant)
Lineage: Eukaryota; Metazoa; Arthropoda; Insecta; Hymenoptera; Formicidae
Gene: MARCH6
Product: membrane-associated ring finger (C3HC4) 6
Exons: 6
Coding region: 182-3133 (983 amino acids)
Biological process (GO): ERAD pathway
Cellular component (GO): endoplasmic reticulum membrane
Molecular function (GO): zinc ion binding
Source: RefSeq, a predicted model, not a curated record